UUGAGCGACAGAAAACUGGCUUGCAAUAAAGGGCCAGAUGGCUGUGCUGCUCAAUUUAUACACAGGCCUCUCUGGAGAUACACUGUCAGCCCCUUCUCCAAGAUAACACGUGGACCUGUCUUCGGUGCCUAGCCCUGUUGGCAGUUAGCAGAGUGGCAAGACUUGGCCUGGCUUUGAGGAACAGCCAUUUUUCAAAUCAGAUCAACCAAGAGUGCUGAGAGACGGACUGAGAAUCAGAGGAAACAUGAGCAAUCCUCAGCCUUUGGAGGAGGAGACAUACGACAUGUCAGGCGCCCGCUUAGCCCUGACACUGUGCGUCACCAAAGCUCGGGAAGGCUCAGAGGCAGACCUGGAUGCUCUGGAACGCAUGUUCCAGCAGCUGAAGUUUGAGAGCACCAUAAAGAGAGACCCCACCGCCCAGCAAUUCCAGGAAGAGCUGGACAAAUUUCAGCAGGCCAUGGAUGCCAGGGAUGACUUCAUCAGCUGUGCUUUUGUGGUGCUCAUGGCACAUGGGCUGGAAGGUCGCCUCAAGGGGGAGGAUGGAGAAAUGGUGGAGCUGGAAGACCUCUUCAAGGUUUUGAACAACAAGAAUUGCCGGGCCCUAAGAGCCAAGCCUAAGGUGUACAUCGUGCAGGCCUGUCGAGGAGAACAAAGGGACCCCGGUGAAACAGUAAGUGGAGACGAUAUUGUGAUGAUCACAAAAGACAGUCCCCAAACCAUCCCAACGUACACGGACAUCCUCCAUGUCUACUCCACCGUGGAGGGAUAUAUCGCAUACAGACAUGACAAAGAGGGCUCCUGCUUCAUCCAGACCCUUGUUGAUGUGUUCACAGAGAGGAAAGGACCCAUCUUGGAGCUACUGACAGAGGUGACCCGGCGGAUGGCGGAAGCAGAAUUGGUUCAGGAAGGAAAACCAAGGAAAGUGAAUCCUGAAAUCCAAAGCACCCUUCGGAAACGGCUCUAUCUGCAGUAAAAGUAGAAAGGGCAGGGAGGGCUGUCUUUCAAGGGCUCUCUCUGCCACACAGAUAUUUAGAGGCAGCUCUCACCACUCCCCUAAAAUCUUGUCUUCCCAAAGCCAAAUGUUACCCAGUUCCUCUUUCAUCACACCCCUCAUGCAAGUCCUCUUUCUAUCUGCCCCUGCCCUUCUUAAAGCAAGCCAGCCACAACAUAGUACAAGGCAUAGCAGUAAUGUGAACAUUCACCUCCCUCAGACUGGAAUCUCUACCUUUAUUAAUACAACCUAAGAGUAUAUCCACUGUUCCUAUCUUCAACUGAAACCCUUUUCUUUCUUUUAUUAAUUAUACCUAUGCAAAUGUAACUGGAUAAAGCUCAAGAUUUUCCACUGAUAUACCAACACUCACACACCACCUCCCACCCCAAUCAAAAUUUCACUGGAUCCUGAAUUUCACUUGGAGUUAUAACCUUCUUCUGAGAACCAUAUCCAUUUCCAUCUCCCAGAGACUCCCUCCCAACCCCUAGAAAAUCAGUAAAGCAAGAAUCAUUCUUUCUUUCCAAGACUCCUCUUCCUUGGCAAGCUGGUACCUUGACAUCAUUCUCCUUUUAGCUCAUGGGCUCUCUUUGGAUAAUGGAGCUGUUUCAUCUUUUUCUGAGUCUCUCCCUACUAACUGAUCCUACCCAAGGCCCUGGACUCUGCCUUCUUUCCAAGAAAAUCCAUCCAUUUAUUUCUUCUCAAGGCUUCAGCUUUUAACCACUCUGAAUUACAACAUGUUGAACCCAUGGCUAAUUCUCUAGUGUCACUCUGCUAUUUUUUAGACAAUGUGAUAGAGACCCAAAGAGGUUUAAAGGCUUGUCAAACGCCACAUAGCAGGGUGCCUGUGUGGCUCAGUUGGUUAAGCGAUACCCAGCAGUCAAGGCUACCCCUGUGGGAUUGGGCAUUGGGUUGGAAUUUGAACCAAAUGUGUUGCCUUCCAAGUCCAUGAUUCAUGUCUCCCCAUCUCCAGCCUUGAUCCUUCCCCACUGAAAUAACCUGUGGGCCUAUCUGCCAUCAUUGAAAAUUCAUGGCUAAUGAUGAGUCUUUCUCCCCAGUUCCUCUUUCAAGUAGCACCCUCAUCCUCAGACCAGGUUCAGAAUUCUGCAGUUAUCUAUGACUCCCUUCUUCUUAUCUCCUUUCAAAUGCUACCAAGCACUGUGUUCAGCAUAGCCUGACUUUGAACAAUUCUCACAUCUGUCUUCCCUUCCCUUACAUGUUACUCUUCAGGCUCAAGUCCUGUCCUCUAUGUCUACAUCUUUGCACUAUCUUCCUUCCUCGCCUCUCUGCCUGCCCAUUUCAUCCCUCCUCUGACCACCAUGUGCAACUCUUGACCUACCUAGAACAUUCAAGCACACACAACAGUACCCUACAUUGAGCACUGGGUGUUAUUCUGUAUGUUGGCAAAUUGAACACCAAUAAAAAAUUUAUUAUUAAAAAAAAGAUAUCAAGGUCAAACUCCACAUCUUGAUUUCUCACAUCCUUAUAAUUCCCCCUGUACCAGCAAUCAACUAAGCUCAUCUCCUACCUCCCCAACUGUGAAUUCACUCUUCCAACAGCAUGAAUGUCCUCUUACUCACUCCUGCCUCUGAGGCUUUGCUUGUCACCAUUUCCCCAAGCUGGGGUUCCCUUUCUCUCACUACCUCCCACCCAUAUGUAUUCCAAAGAACCACCCCCAGUAUUCUUUCUAAUUGAUUCUCCACUCUCACCCAGGAUGAGACACUGAUGAUUACAGGAUUGAGGGCAGAAACAAGCCUUGGAUCAACAUAAUGGAUGUUCAAUAAACAGUUGUCAAACUUUAAAAGUA
This is a messenger RNA of Nyctereutes procyonoides (raccoon dog), 2795 nucleotides long. RefSeq names its product caspase 14 (gene CASP14). The record is from RefSeq and is a predicted model, not a curated record. Gene Ontology annotation, biological process: proteolysis. The transcript has 7 exons. NCBI's taxonomy places the organism in Eukaryota, Metazoa, Chordata, Mammalia, Carnivora, Canidae. The coding region runs from base 245 to 973 and encodes 242 amino acids. Gene Ontology annotation, molecular function: cysteine-type endopeptidase activity.